This is a messenger RNA of Dermacentor silvarum, 13307 nucleotides long. Its product is annotated as inactive phospholipase C-like protein 1. The record is from RefSeq and is a predicted model, not a curated record. Gene Ontology annotation, biological process: intracellular signal transduction; lipid metabolic process. Gene Ontology annotation, molecular function: phosphatidylinositol-4,5-bisphosphate phospholipase C activity; calcium ion binding. Lineage: Eukaryota; Metazoa; Arthropoda; Arachnida; Ixodida; Ixodidae. The transcript has 30 exons. Bases 16 to 4488 code for a protein of 1490 amino acids.
AAGCGGCCUGAGGACAUGACGGAUGUUUCGUUAUACAACAGAUAUCUCAAGGUUAGAGCAGGAGCCUUCGAAGCUGGAGCGAGGAUCCUAUCACCGCUUGUGGCACAAAUCCUGGAGGGCCGGAGCGGACGGGCCGUGUCGCUGUUCAUGGGCUCCAUCUCUAAUCCUUUGCCACCACUGCUCCAUUUGCACCAACCCCCGCAAACUUGGUCUUGGCACAAUGCCCAAGAAAGGACCAGGAUGAGUGGCAGGGAUAGUUCGCUAAAGCAAAACAAUGUCCCACCUGGACAGCAGUCAACCACAGCAAGGAGAGAGCAUGACGAUAGUUGCCAAUCUGGGGAUGUGGCCACGGUAUCAUCCACAAGCCCUUCGAAAUGUGACUCAACUCACCCACCCACUGCAACUCAUGUUCCACACCCUGCCGUUGCACCUGACCCUAAAUCUACAGGUUCAAAAGCAAACGAAUCUUUGCCAAGGCCAUGCUCUUCACCUAGAGUCUCGAACGACCAGUCUGUCCCCUCUGGGUCAGAUGGUAUGGUUCGUGCUCAUACAGAUGUCACCUUACCUACCUCAGCUGAGGGGAAGUCACUCACAAAGCAAGAAAAUGAACUCCCACUGCGCCGCUCAAACAGUGACAAGGCCUGCUCCCAAUCCUUGGUGCCAAAGGUGUGUGCCGAUGUGAGUCGAACACUUAGUGUGCCUGUGGUUCCUUUGAAACAGCCAUGUUCCUCACCGUCCACGAGGGAACACUUGGAGCAUGGAGCUUCGAAGAGCUCCCCAAACCGAACCACAGGCUCGGUGGCUCCAGUCGUGCAAGUGCAGGACUCAACAGGGAUCAACCCAAAGGUGGACAAGCUGUCACCAAAUGGAAUCUCCUCGCAGCACGAAACAGUAGUGCUGCCCAGUGAAGCUGCACCAAGCACCACCAUGGUGCAGCAGAGUGCCACAACCGCAGCUGAGGUUCUGUCACAGCCCGCAGUGUAUUCCCAGUCGUCGGUGCAAAGUGCAAGUGACGCCAGCUCCAUAGAAGUGAGGGUGGCCACCCCUUCGUCCAGCGAAAAAGACCUUCCGGCAGCAACAAAGCUUGAUUCAUGUGGGAUCAGUGCUUCUGUGAACAGUGUAGCGUGCUCAUCUGAUUCCGAUUCUCAUGAAAGUGCGAAGGGCAGCCUCACGUCCACUGAUGCGGACUCGGGGCUCCGAGUCCAGUUCACUGGUUCGAGUGCGAGGGAGAGGAGGGACAGCAGUGGAACGCUCUCCCUCAACCAGGCCCAGAUGAUUCCCAAGUCAGUGUCAUUUCAUAGUGGCACAAGCUUACCUGCUGAACGAAAGAUCUGCAGUGCUCACGACUGUCUUCAAUUUAUGAUCACCGGCAGCAGCCUUCUUAAGAUCAGGGCUAGCUCACGUCAGUACCGUCGCUACUUCACGCUCGAGGAAGACCUCUCGGCCAUUAAGUGGGUGCCAUCUUCAAAGAAGUCCAACAAAGCACGGUUAUCCAUACGUUCCAUACGAGAAAUCCGAAUUGGAAAGAGCACUGAUGUGCUGAGGGACAAGGAAGUGGCUGGAUGUUACUCUGAGGACUGUGUCUUCUCAGUCAUAUACGGUGAUGACUUUGAAUCGCUUGACCUCGUGGCCUCCACUCCCGACGAAGCCAACUUCUGGGUCACCGGCUUGAACAUGCUCAUCGCAGCAAACCGAUCACCUGAUAACCUGGAUGAACGACAGCGGAUGCGUGAAAAGUGGUUGCAGGAGAUGUUUGAAAAAGCAGACACAGAGAGAAAGGGACUUCUGGAUGAAGUGGAAACCAUAGCCCUGGUUCAGAAACUUAACAGCCAACUGAGUGUUGUCCGGCUCAAACAAAAAAUGAUGGAGUUUGAUGUUGGAAAAACGGAGCAAGACAGGGGCAGGAUAGACAGGUCUCAGUUUGUAAGCUUGUUCAAGGAGCUGGCUACUCGUCCAGAGGUGUACUUUCUCAUGGUGAGGUACUCUGGCAAAGACUACCUUACUGUUGAAGACCUCCAGUUCUUUCUCGAAGGUGAACAGGAGUUUGAGAACGUCACCGUUGAUGAUUGCCUGAAGCUGAUACAACGAUAUGAGCCCUCACAGGAGGCCAAGAAAAACAAGCAGAUGCUCUUGGAUGGGUUUACACUCUUUCUGCUGUCAGAUGAGUGCAGCCUAAUGGACCAGGCGCACAAGCAGGUAUUCCAGGAUAUGGACCAGCCUCUCUGCCACUACUUCAUAUCUUCAUCACACAACACCUACCUUAUGGAAGAUCAACUAAAAGGACCUUCGAGUAUAGAUGGCUAUGCUCAAGCCCUGAGCCAAGGGUGCCGUGUAGUCAAAGUGGACUGCUGGAGUAGCACUGAAGGGCCUGUUGUGUUUCAUGGCAACACGUUGACAGGAAAGGUCCCGCUGAGUGCAGUUCUAGACACUAUUCGUGAGCACGCUUUCGAGGCUUCUGAUUACCCGCUGAUUCUCCACCUCGAGAACCACUGUACACCUGAAGCUCAAGAAGAAGUCGUGGCUUUGCUCAUGGAAAAGCUGGGUGACCUUCUUUACAUUCCUGGCAGAGACGGCGAGGAGUUCACCACUAAGUUGUCACCUCAAUCCUUGAAAAGGAAGAUCGUCAUAAAGAGUAAGAAGCUUCCUAAAGAUUCUGAGGAGGCCGAAAUAUCCGAAGAGGAUGACUUUGUUGACAAAAACAGCAAUCACUCGGAAUCGCCCAAGAGGCUGAAGCUCAUCAAGCCACUGUCCGACUUGGUGGUGCUGUCGAGAAUCCACUUCACUGAUUUUCCAACUUCACAGCAAUCUCAAGCAGAAAACGAGGUGUGUGCUUUCAGUGAGACCUCUGCUCUCAAGUUGGGUCAUGCCUUGGCGGAUGAAGUGGCAGCGCACACUCGUCGUUUUUUAGCACACGUCUCGCCAACGGCCAGUCGGGUUGACUCAAGCAACUACAAUCCCCUGGAACUGUGGGCAUGUGGCUUCCAGAUGGCGGCCAUGAAUGUCCAGACAUCGGGCGUGUCAAUGGACCUGCAUCGUGGCUGGUUUCGACAAAAUGGCGGCUCUGGCUAUGUUCUCAAGCCGCCUUGCCUGCGCCAACCGUGGUCUGUCUUCAAUGCCUACCGACGGGAAACAUUCUCUGACAAUGAGCCUCUUUACUUGCGGGUCAAGAUAAUUAGUGGCCAGCAGCUGCCACUACCCAGAGGUGCCUCAAGCAAGGCCACGGCCAUCGACCCCUACGUGACAGUGCAGGUGUUUGGGAUUCCUACGGACUGUGCUGAAGCACGUACGAAGACUGUGUCCAAUGAAGGUCAUUCUCCUAUUUUUGAUGAGUGCUUCGAGUUCACAGUGGCUGCUCCAGAGCUUGCCGUCCUGCGCUUCGCUGUCCUGGAUGACGAAUUUAUUGGUGACGACUUCAUCGGCCAGCACUCAAUACCAGUGUCAAGCCUGAAAACAGGCUACCGUCACGUCCAGCUCACAUCUGAUACUGGCAAAGUGCUUGAAAACUCCUCACUCUUUCUUCACGUCACCAUGAGCACCCGGUCCGGAGACAAGAAAUUAAGAAGAAAACGAUCCUGGCAGACUCGACCGCAGGCUGAGAUGAGGCAUGUUGGCAUUCGUCACCUUGAUGAAGCCUUUAAGGGGGCGGCUGGUGCAUUGAAUGAGUGCCAGCGGCUCAAGGGAUCCUUGGACCGGGCCAUGCUCGAGUGCUGCGAAGAGUGCGGCCUACCAAGCAGCGCAAACUUGGCCCAGUGCCUGCGGGCAGCAGCACUGCGUCUGGCUUCAGCUUCUGAAGUGGUCGGCAUCAGCAUCGUUGAAGAGAAAGCGUACCCGGUGUUCAAGGUGCACGGUGAACCUUUUGUGAAGGCAUCAAAACUGGUCACCACAUUUGACAAGGUGCUGGCGGAGUGCAAGGCCAUCUCCGAGACAUCACAAUCUGUUUUCAAGACAUUGAAUGAGCUGUACCAGACCAUGAAAAGUUUCUCCGAGGACCUGAAUGGCAUGUGCACAGCUGUUGGUCUGAAAGGCAAGAAGGCUGAGAAGGCUACCGAGCAUUUUCUAUGGAACGCUAGCAUCGUAGAGUCGAGGAUGGACAUGCUUCGUAAAGUGGAUAAGGAAAGCCGUGCCUGCAUGAAACAGGUGCUUAGACUUGGGCAGACCGCAAGACGGCUCUAUCAGCGAGAACGAGAGGGGUCAUCAUCGCGCUCACAGUCUGCGUCGUCUUCUACGGGAAGCACGCUUUCUCCACCAGGGGCCAACACUCUGGGCUGCCCACAUCCACCUCCGCCUACGCCGACGUCUCCGGGUGGCAGCGACACCCGAAUACGAGGCAUCCUCAAAAAGACAUCGAACCAGCCUCCGCCUCUGAGCUCUCUGGAGGCCGUUGGGGUCAUUGACAAUUCCAAUGGAGGCGACCUACUUCUCACUCCAUCGCCGUCGCCUCGGGUGAAGCAGGCACCAAACCCUCCCGAACUUGGCACAUCGCUCUAGUCGUCACGGCAGCUCUGUGCCCCCUCCCCCCCCCCCCUCGAACUAUGCUGUGAAGUGCAACGAGGUCUCUAAGUCAUCCACAUGCUUGAUGUCUGGAACAUUUGGCAGAUGACAGAAUGGUAGUCGCGCACGUUUCAAAAGCUCCAGCUGGGCUGCUUGCAAGGCCCAUCAGCAUGUCCAAUCAUGUGGCAUUAUUUGAGCUUGGUAAACAGGUGAAACCAAGAUGGGGCACUUGCUCUCUCGGCAAGGCCAGCAUCUCCCUACUUACCAUGCAAAGCUUGCUGAAGCUGCCAGCUUGUAAUGGUGUGGAGCCAUGUCUCUCAGUUGAUCUAGAGCUCGUUGCUUCUUACAAGAAGUUUAAAAGGAAAGAUGCAAGUGUAGGUGUGCAUGUUCAUCGUGACUUGACUUGUCCUUGCAGCAUGUGUUCACAACCACUGAAAUCUUAUGUUCUGGAGCAGUGGUCAUUGUGAGGAACAAGUUUUCAACAAGUCACAGCUGCGUUUCAGAAUGCAGCAUAGUGCUAGUCAAACAGAAAUGACUGUGUGGAAGUCACAGUCGUUAUUUACAGCAGUUGUGUGCGUGCUGAUGUGUAGGGGAGUAGCCAUUGAAUGGGCGACUCUCUACAUAAACGUAGGCUUUUCUUUAAAGUCCAUGCGCUAGUCUCAUUUCCAAGGUCAGCACAGCCAGUGUAGCACUACAGCAGAUCAGUUUUUGGAUAAAGAAUGGCUGGAGGUGAUUACUUGUGUCUCUGCAGUUUUGUGCAGCCUGGUUGAAUCUGGAUUAGUAGAGACAAAGGAAGGAAGAGAUAGAGCAAAGUAGAAGUUGAGGCUAUUUGAGGCAACCUGACCCUAACUUGAUGCUACUCAUCCUAUUGUAAACUACCUUUUUGUCACUACCUGUUACAAACAUCGGCUGACCAUCAUGUAUGAGCUUAUUCAUCUGCUGUCAUAGGAACAUCUUGACUUAAAGACUACUUUAUUGUGUGCAUAAGCAAGGAACCAUUUCUAGCUCAUAGCCUUCCUUCUGCUGCACAGAACUACAGAGCUGUAAUGUUAAGCUUGUGUGCCUGAUGCACAGAUGCAGCUGCUGCUACGUAGUGCGCAACAAAGUGUGCAUCUCCGUAUGCAUCGCCUGUGCCAAUGGUGUUAGGUGCCUUUCACAUCCACAUUGAGGUGCAUCAACCUUCGACAUGGGGCUAGUUCAUGUUCUUCAGAGAGGAUACGUUAACAGCAUCAAUUCGAGUGUCGAGCACAGUGACACAAACAAGGCUACUCCAUAUUUGGGAGCAUAGCAUUGGCACGAGCUCUGCAGGAAAGUUACAGUCAAUGUGCCGCUACAUUCUUUAAAUGCGGUUCACAGAUUGCUGCCAUGCUUGCCAUGGCAUCUCUGGGAGGCUUGCCUUGAGUCAUCCAUGUGUACAUAGUUGAAACAUGAAGAUAUCUGUCAUUCCUGAGACCAUAACUAAACUUUAAGAGUGCUUGGCUAUGGCAGAAAAGCCUGCCGCUGUCAAGAAAGAGAGGGCCUUGCACAGCUAACUUGGAUGCUGGGCUCCCUGCAGAGAGUUUGUAUAUAUUGGGUAACUGACCAGUGUUCACCGUUUUGCUUUAACUUAUUGCGGAGCAAGAGGAGAAUCUUCUUUGUUUUUUUUUCGUGUGUUAAUAGAAUCCUUCAGAGUAACAGUGGUUUUCUGGGUCACCACUAGCUAGUUUUGUUGUGGGGUACACUACGUUGUUGUUUGGCUGUUGUUAAUACAGUAGACUGAGCUCAAGCUAAACUUUUGACUUGCUGAGAAAAAAAAAAUUGUCAUUAUAACCGGAGAAAGCUCUUUUGCUCUGUAUUGCAGAGGCAACAAGGAACACAUCUCUCGCAGCAUUUGCUGCAGCUGCUUUGUGAUAGAGUAAUAUAUGGAAUGUGCGCAUAAUCUGCAUUGUUAACUGUGGUCGUUGAAAGCCUGCAGCAUAACGUGUAUGCCUUAUGCUGCAAGGUCACAAAGGUACUGUGGCAAAACUAGGAUAUUGUUAGGCGGUACUUCAGUUGUCCUGAACAUUGAAAGAGUAAUGUUGCUAUCUGCACUUAAUAGUGUGCCAUUAGAGCAGAGAAAGUAGUACUUGCUUAAAGAAAUGGACAAAUGAAAUAAUGGGACGCAUACCGGCUGAUUCACAAGCGAUUUGCUUUGGAGUUAGGGAUGAUUAUAUAUCAGGCAAGGCAGUUCACUGCGCUUGCCGACUUACAAAAGCAACAACAAAAAAAAAAAGAAUUCUCACGGUUUUGAUAGACUAACAAAACAUUCUCAACAUUUUGAUUAACUAGCCCACAGGGGAAACUUUCCUUAAUUCUAUUCGAGGAGGAAAUCAAUGCAGAGCUGAGACACAUGUCCUCUAAGCUCUAUAUGUUUUUGCUGCCUGAGAUGUGAACUGCUUUGCUUGGUAUAAGUAUGGCCUCUACCUUUGACAUUAACUUAUUUUGAGUUAGCGCUGUAUUUAUCCUGCUUCAUCAUUUCUCCAUGUCUGCUAGAUGCUGCUGUAUCUACUCUAUUUGGAAGAACGCUGGAAGCUUGAAGAACAUGUGUUAACAGUUCUCAUGUUUUGGGCAAUAUGUUGUUUGGAUAGCUCCUUUGCAACUGGAAAUGCAGGUGUAAUGAAAAAAAGAAUGCAGACAAGGAUAUUUAUUCUUGCUUGACAACAUGAUGGAGCUUGAUAUAACUGUUUCAGUGGCUCCAGGAUCUUCGGAAUUAGCAAGGUCAAAGAAAACACACACAAGUACCGUUUGUCUUGCAAUUGGACUGUUCUCGAAUGGCCGUCCUUUAUUUGUUUUGCUGUCCUUGUUUUAUGUACAGGUAAUUGUGCGCACGCACCAUAGCUGAAGAGUUAAGCCUUUUUACACCUUUUUGUCAGCCUGAUCAAGGUGCUUCACAAUCCCAAUCCUGAUACUGCAAUCACAUGCAGACGUCACUGUUCCGAAGAGCUUGCUUUUUGCUAGCGAGUGCACAGUUAGUCAUAAGAAAUUUCUCGGCUUGCUGAUAAUGGGCAAGUUUGAGGAUGUUAACUCAGUGCGCAUUAGUAUGAGGAGCCUUGUGUAGUUGUACAAUUGUUCUGUCCGAGCUGAGGCUUUCGACUUGCGUUUACUGCUAGAACUAUGCAGAUAACUACAACUACUAUUACUGGAACACAGUUGUGCUUUUUGUUGCAUUGUUAUUGUACGUAGAGUUUAUAUUACUGAUAUGAGAGGAAGUAUUCACAGCCCUGCACACUGGACUCGUAAGUUAACUGUUGCAGAGAUGUGGAGCUUGCUGUCAGAAAAUGGUUUGUCUCUGCAGGAUGCAGUGCCUGGCAUUCUGUACGAGUAGUACCCUCACAUGGGCACCACUUCGUAUUAGUAGUGGCACUUGUUGCAUUUGUUGAAAAUCUGUUGUCCCUGAGCAAAGUCAUAUAUAGCUGUUGACAGCUGCUUACUCUAGAAACUUCAGUAAAGUCAGAGUAAUCUUGUUGGUGUAAUCUGGUUGAUGGAGUGGUAUCAUGAGUCUGUAAUGCUUGAUUUUUUGGCUGUUAUCAUUGGAAUUGGAGGCAAAACCACUCAGGCCUCUGAAUAUGAUGCAGUCUGCUGGCCAGUAUCACUAAGCAAAGCUUUCUUCUAGCUACCAGGUGUUACACUUAAUGUUGGGGGAUGCUGGCUCAUACAUUCCAAUUACAUUAACUUGUGAGAAGGAGCAGUUACUUUAAUGGUCAGAGGUCUACAAGGGAGCAUGUCAAAAAUUGCCACUUAACAGGUAAUGAUUUAGCAAGUGUACUUGGUUACAAAGGAAUAUCUUAAUAAUGGACGCUAUAUGACGGAUUUUUUUUUUUCAAGAAUUUUUUUACAAGUCGGGCAGGACUCAUUGUUUGCUUGCAUGCUUGCUGUCUAUGUGGUUGCUGUGCGUCAAUGAGAAAAGUUUCUUGUUUUUCUGACGACAGCACUGCAAUUGAAUGCUGGAUAUUGAAGGAAUGUGUAGGAUGGUUACCUAUGAGCAUUCCUGUACUUGCCAGUGUUCGUACUGCUGUUUUGUUGAAAUAAAAUUUCAGCAUUGAGUCCAAAUUGAAAUUUUAGCUCCAUAUUGGAAUACCUAAAACCAUACCAGCAACCAAUGAGGCCCACCAAAAACUAAUCUACGUCACCAUAUUUGCACAUCGCAGAACGUUAAUGCGACUAUGAUAUGGGCAGGUCUUUUUAACAACCCAGCUUUUUGCUCUCUUGUUGUUUAAAUACAAACCUUUCUGGUGACACCGACAUUUAGCACUAAAUAAAAAUAUACGUGGUGUUAUUCAGAAGCAUUGCUUAAAUGCAAAAGUGCUGUGAACUCAUUAGAAGCUUGUAUUGUCUGCAUUUGUGAGACACUCCACAUCUGUUAGUUCAGCAGUACACUGAAUAACAGUCUCCUAGAGUUUUCUUAUAACAGUCCUUUUCCUUCCAUUCAAUUCUCUUACUUUUGUCACUCGCACUGAAUGCCGAUUUUUGCAAAAAUGGCACAUGCAUAGGCCACUGACAACUAGGCUAAUUCAAGCAGUCGUGAUUUGCCAAUCAGCAUGUGAUGGUAUGCAUGAGCCAGUGAUGGAAUGCAGAAAAAAUGGCAUUGAAUUGUAUCUUUACAAAGUUUUGUCCUUGCUGCUCAAGAUCAAAAAGGUUGUUUGUGCUAAUGCUGCACUAUGCCACAAAACCUGGGCAUGCAUAAUUAUGCAUUUACUUAGCCGUUUUUAUCAUGCAUAUUGUACUUCGAAAAUGUGUAAUGCUCUCAGUGCUCUUAUAAGUUAUAAUGAAUUAAAGGGAAGCUGAAGUGGUUUUAAACAAUGCCAACCUGAACAUUAUUUGCUAGGUAUCAUAAAAUUAAUGUGAAAUUACCAUAAGUUUCUCUGUUCAGGUGUGUAAUUUUACAGUAGGGCUUAAAGAAAAAAAUUUGAUGCACAUACCAUUUCAUGCAAGUCCUGUGUAUGUGAGGUUUGGGAAUGGUUAUGGUGGAGUUUGCACUUUCAACAACGUUGUCAGAUGAGACUGUCAUCUACGCUUGUCUUUGGGAAGGGAUAUUAACAUUGUUGUCAUUAUUCCAGGUUACUUAAAGAAAGGUGCCAAGUUUGAAUACAUGAUUAAUUUCGGCAUUUUUCUGAACCUUCAGCACUUUUUUCUCUUGUAAGCAUGUGGACAUACAUUGUAUGCACAGGUUGCCGAAAAGCUUUGUCAAAGUGUGGCAAAUAUUUUAUUAAAAGCUCUUCAGCUUCCCUUUAGGGCUUUACACUCCUGUUGAACCGUCCGACAUUCAGCAUAACAUUUACUGACUGAAAGCUGUAAAACUUGACUUCUUGAGUUGUUGUGUUGCUCACUGAAUCUCCAGCAUGAUUAACAUGUAAAAGUGUGGGAGUGCAUUGCCUCAGCAGCAAGAAACAUUUUCCUAUGUUAUGCGUCAUGUGUGUUCAUGUUCUGAAAGCCUUGAGUGACAGCUUUUGACUUGUGAUUCAGGGCACCAUCUCUCAUGUAUCUUUCAACCACGUUAUGUCCAGUGCUGCCAUUUGCAUUUUUACAGUAUCCACUAGAUAUAUUUCUGAACUUGAAUUUUUAUUAUACAAAGUAAGGUCAUACAAGAAACAUGCUGUGAAGCAUCUGGAUCUGUAGCAUCAUGCUAAUAUGUAUCCAUGCAGAAAUAUUAACAAUAGAUACAUAAACAUACAGGCAGGAGACACCUUUAUACAUCGGAUAAGCAGCAUAUCAGAUUAGCAUUAGAAUACAAAACAUAUGAGUUUCAACAACUAAUAGCAUUCUUUGUAAUAACGUUUAAGCAUGACAGCAAAAUGCUUUUUGUUACUUUAGCUGAACAGGAAGAUGGUUCCAUAAAGAAUAACCGACACUAGAAAGCCGUCUUUUUCCAUGCACAUUUUUUACUAGUGGCUGCAACAAGUUGCUACAUUCAUAGCCACUUGUUUUGAAAUGGGAAGGCAUAAAAACUGAACGGUGAAUUUUGUAAUUUAUUAGCAGACAAAGGGGCAUGAUUUGGUAUUGAGAAAAAAGGGGUUUAGUAGAGGCUGCAUAAUUUGAAUUUUACAUAAAAUGGAUUGCAUGUUUUUGCAGGAGUACAAGUAGUUUUAUGUGACAAUCUUAUGCAUGGCCUCAGGAUUCUAUACAAUAAGAUAGUUAACUAUGAAUAGGGCAAAAUAGAUUGUUCUCAAUGUUGCUACAUCGAUAAAAGGGGGACAUUUGAUAAGGGGUAAUGCAGACAAUGCCGAGCAAUGAUAUGAUUGGCUGGCAAGAAUUUCUUAGUUGUUUUUAUAGGAACGACCAGAGGCACUGAGCAGGUCAGUGGACAUUGCAGACUUGAGAAUGGUAACUGAUAAUUGUAAACAGUGAUUGCUUCAUCAGGUUGGUAAUACAGGUACACCAGUGUACAAUAUCACGCAAACGGCGACCGAACGACGUGUCAGCGGCCUUGUUGCGGCUAAAGCCUCUCCAUCCACGCGCUACCACCACUUUUGCUAAGUAGCGACAACCUUUUAUGUGCGCCGCUGUUCCCUGAUUCGUUGCUCAAACCAGUUCCGCUUCCGCAAUUACCGCUUCCGGGGUUUCCAGUUCCGGAAUUUUCGCUUGUUGCAUGCUCGCACCUCUGCACAGCAGUGACGUCGCUUCCGCUUAAAACUAGAAGCUGGGCUACGUAAGUUCCGCUUGAUGCCGGAAACUGAGGGGUUGAGCGAGGGAGGAGUGAGGGAGAGGCACGGAGGAGGAGGGCAGGUUGGCGGUACUUAACCUGGUCGGCGAAAACGUGUAUGGAGGGGCUUUAGUUGCGGCGAGGGACAGCGGGAUUGGCAACUUUAUGUGAAGUCGUGCAAGGCGAAUUCUAAUUCUAAUGUAUUCUCCUUUGCUGUUCGCUUCAGGAGUGCCCCACACCACUACAAGACCACUAUGCGGUUGACACUCGCGGGAUAUUGUAAAAAAUUGCAAGGGUGUACAUUAUCAAAGGGAAACAAAAAAAAAAUGGUGAAAAGGCUGGGUUGUGAAGACUGUCUUGCUUUCAGUUCAAAAUCAUUUGUUUUUCCUACCUCUUGACCGACCGUACACAUGUGAGACUUAGAUGUUGGGGCCUCUACUUGGAUACUGUUUUUUUUUUUUUCUUUUUUUUCCUUAAAGUGAAGCAGUAGGCAUUGUUGCCACGAGUACACUGCAUCUGCUUUUAGACAAAACACCUAAUUGGCUGUGUCGCAGAAAUGCCAAACAACAUUGUAGAAACAAGAGCAUGUAACUGAGAGUCGGAGGCCAUCUGCCCUUUAUGCUCGCUGAUCGCGUAUUAUUCAAAACACCGACCCUCAAAUUAAGCCAACUGGGCUAGCCUACCAACCUGCAAAUCAGAUUGUCAAUUGCAGGCUGAUUAGUGUCCAUGCUUUGUCCUGUAAUGCAAGCCAGUGAUAUGAGAUCUAAGGCAUUGGCUAGACAAUCAACCACACAUCAUUCCCACGUGAGAUUGUCUCUGGGAAUGUUAUCUGGUUGACUAUCUCUAGCUUGCACAGUGCAGAAGCAUUGAUUUUGAGAUGUAGUACAAGGUAAAAUUAGUGUCCAAAGUUUGGCUGUUUUCUUGGACAGACAUGAUCCAUAGGGUGCAUUAAGCAGGCAUUUGUCACAAAAGGGCUGACUAGGAGGCAUUCCUGUCACAUAUGUGCUCUGCUAAUUACAUGUUCUCAUACACACUGCAUAUCAGUAGCGUACCCAGGAUCUCUGCCAGGGGGGGGUUGACAGUUUGCCAAUACCAUCUAAAUAGCACUAAUUUCAAUUUCUGCACAGGAAAUUGUCAAAAAAUGCGCUUUUUGUGAGUCUGCAGACGAUUGCGCGUCUUGCAUCUUAGUUGCAGUACCCAAAUGCGCAAGGAAAGAAAAGGGGUUAAACAAAAGAGGGGGGUGAAGUCGGCCUCAGGGGGGGGGGGUUACAUUCCCCGAAACCCCCCCCCCUGUCGGUGCGCCACUGCUGCAUAUGUUUACCAGCAUAAAAUUUGAAAUUUCACUUCUGUGUUCAAAAGCAGGUUUUACAGAUUCAGGAAACCAGACCGGUUCUCAGAGCCAAAGUUCAAGCUAUACCUAGACUUCACAUUUUGCUUACGGCCACAAGAUGCCUGUCAUUCACACAACACUUUCUCCAAACCACUCGGACUGUCUGAUAGUGCUUAGGGAAUCUCAAAUGCGGUGUAAUAUGGAAGAUAUGUGGGAAUACAUCUAGUGGAGAAAUACCAAAGUGGCAACACUGCGACUUGUACGCUUAAUGCAGUAAUUGCGCUCAAACUGUUCAUUCCAUUUUGUUUAUGUUCCUUUCUACUUUUGCCUUCAGUGCAAAGUGUGCUUUUGUCCAAUGAACAUAACUGAAUAGAGUUGCCCACAGUUCCUGCAAAAGAGUUGAACUAGUCUGUUGUUCCUCAGCUUUUUUAUUUUUCUUGGUAUGUUUCAAGCUGUUCAAUGCAAAGUGACCUAAUGAUGUCGCAAGAGUACCUUUAACACUUUAAGUGAAAGUGUGUUCUGUCAGUGUACACCAGUGUUUUAUUAAAGAAAAGAGGUUACCAUUAACCUCACGCCAUGACGUAAAUAACAGAAUUUCCACUUCCAGUGGGCAUCAAUUGUGCCCGUUUUUUUUUUUUUUUUUUUGUUCCCCCUGCCCCAUUGCUCGUGAGUAUUGCGUGCUCACACUUGUCAGCAAUGCUUUAUUAAGCAGAAAUGCAUGUGAUGUUGAGUCUCAUUCCAAUAGGUCUCCUGGCAUUGCAAUCAGGUGUUCAUAGUUAGCAUGUGAUCUGCGCAUUCAGCCAAAUAAAUGUUAUGAUAUAAAAUAUA